This is a messenger RNA of Perkinsus marinus ATCC 50983, 1177 nucleotides long. RefSeq lists its product as hypothetical. The transcript is spliced from 8 exons. The record is from RefSeq and is a predicted model, not a curated record. Bases 60 to 962 code for a protein of 300 amino acids. Lineage: Eukaryota; Perkinsozoa; Perkinsida; Perkinsidae.
UUCUUUGCUGGCCUCACGGCGUCUCCCUCCGGUGCGAGAAAUUCUGCCCACUUUGACAAAUGGUGGAGACGGAGCCAGGCUUCAUAUCGAGCGCUGGUGUGCGCUUCCGAAGAGCCUUCGAUUAUACGGCUAUGGGAUUCUGUAUCGCUUUCAAUACAUUCCUCUUGAUCUGGGGCCUGGUGGGCGUCGUGACGAGCAUUUGGAGCCUUUUGGACGAUAGCUACAUUGGUUCGGUGCUCUCCAUAUUCCUUACGCUACUUUUCAACCUACUCAUGCUCGCCACGUCGAUGUACGGCUUCCGGGCUCUCCGGAGCAAAGACCUAUCGAAGCAAAUACGGUACAUCUUGGUGGCUGUGAUACUGGUAAUUCUGUAUUCAAUCCUGCUAGCGAGCCAGUCUACGGAGUACAUUGCCGCUCAAGCCAUCGACCGCAAUGGAGCAAACGCUUAUGAUAAUCAGACAGACUCAUCUGAGUACGAACUCCUCCAUGACUAUAGAACAUCGUUCUAUUCUACGUGGCGCGCACUGGAUUGCUCAGGAGGUUACUGUUUAGUGGAAGGGUGCCUAGGAGAUCCUGUUCGUUUCACGCCGGUGAUGUGCACUUCAGAUGCGUCUACAGGAGAGAAAAUAACAGCGGAUGGACUUAAGUAUAACCGUUCGCGAGAUUAUUUCCUCCAGUGCGUUACAGACCAACCGAAGGAACCCAAUCAGAAUCAGGGAAUGAUAAACUCGCUUUGCUAUACUAGAGAGUCGGCCAUUUCCUCAUCUGGGCACAGCUCUCUGCGGGUCAUCAUCAUUCUAUCGGUUGCUAUUGGGUCUAUGAUACUGGCUGUCAUCUCCGUAAUUACUCUCGUCUCACGGCCUCGUACAUGGCAGGAUGACGACUUCCACUUUGUAAGUGACAAAGAGAUGUUCCCGAAGAUCCCAACAGCAGAAGCAUCGGAACCGAGUCAAGUUGAAUGACGGCGGUUUGCCUUUGCAUAGCCACGCAAUAAUUUGUUCGUUAGUAGCCGCCUCUGUCGUAUAUGCUUCGGAGGUCGUCGAGUAGAUGGGUUCAUUGAAUGAAUCCCUUCCAGUGAAGCAACUGCGAACUCGCAGCGAUCUGUGAUUGUGGGACCAGUAAAAUCGACCGAUCUACAGCGCGCAUCCAUCAAACAUUCACUAAGUUAUGUCUCUGA